Chrysoperla carnea is the source of this 3364-nucleotide messenger RNA. RefSeq names its product aminopeptidase N-like. NCBI's taxonomy places the organism in Eukaryota, Metazoa, Arthropoda, Insecta, Neuroptera, Chrysopidae. The record is from RefSeq and is a predicted model, not a curated record. The transcript has 15 exons. Gene Ontology annotation, molecular function: metalloaminopeptidase activity; zinc ion binding; peptide binding. Gene Ontology annotation, cellular component: cytoplasm. Bases 166 to 3360 code for a protein of 1064 amino acids. Gene Ontology annotation, biological process: peptide catabolic process; proteolysis.
CGAAAAUCAAUUUUAUUGUUUUUUAAACAAAGUUUUAAAAAAAUAAAGCAAAUAAAUAAGGGAUCAAUAAUAACUAAACGUGUUUUUUUAAUUAAACAAAAAAAGAAAGCUAAAUUAAAUUUUAUUCGUGCAAUUAUAGUGAUCCAAGUAUAAUUGAUAAUAAAAAUGCCGCCGUUAGCGCGUGCAGAGUUUGAAAUUGAUAGUGCAAAUUAUCGUAGCAGUGAUAAUGAUACACAUUUACGAAUAUCGCGAGAUGGUGGAUUUUUUGUGUCUUACGUAAAAGCAUGCCUUUUUGCAAUUAUAAUUAUUGCAUGUUUAAUGGCUGUUGGAUUGUUAACAUACUACUUAUCACCUGGUUAUAGAUUUUUAAGUAGAACUGAAGCAGCAAUUGAAGAAGACGUAGAUUUAGCCAUAUUAGAUUUGGAUUCACAUCAUUCAUCACAAAAUGAAAAAUUAUACAGAUUAUCAAAUAAAAUAAUUCCACAACAUUAUCGAUUAAAAUUUCAUCCGAUUUUUGAUGAAGAUCCAGAUAAUAAAUUUACAUUUACCGGUGAUGUAAAAAUUACAAUUUUAGUAAACGAUUCCAACAUCAAUACUAUUGAGUUUCAUUCACAAGGUUUAGAUAUCAAACAGGACGGUGUUAAAGUUGCUAUGCUUAUACGACAAUCAGCACCAUUAACGCCCAUUUCACAAAUAAAAGCUGAAAAUAAUACUACCAAUGAAACUGAUUUUAUAUUUGAGAAUACUCGCAUUGGGAAUGAUACUAAAACAGAAAACAAUGAAAUUGCAACAGAAACAAUAACACCAGAAAAUGAUUCAAUAGUUGAAAAUAAUUCGUCAAGACAAGUGACAAAUGAGAACAAAGAAUUUGAUUUAAUAUUUGCUUCGUCGACAAAUAUUAAAAUUGUAAAACAAGAAUAUCAAAAUGAAUCUCAAAAAUAUAUUCUACAUUUGGAAACUGCGUUAAAAAAAGGCCGAAAUUAUACAAUUUUUAUACCUUUCAGUGGAGAGUUUGGUGAAACAUUAGAAGGUUUUUAUCGUGUUACAUUACAAGAUGAAGAGGGGAACACAAAAUAUUAUGCAGUUACUCAAUUCGAACCAACAUUUGCUCGUACUGCAUUUCCAUGUUUUGAUGAGCCAAAAUUUAAGAGUACAUUUGAUAUAAGUAUUGGUCGACGUGAAGAUAUGGUAUCAUUAUCAAAUACUGAUAAGAAAGCACAGGAACCAAUGACUGAUAAACCAACAUACAUUUGGGAUCAUUAUGAAACAACUCCGGUAAUGUCUACAUAUUUAGUGGCAUUUGCUGUUGGAGACUUUUUAAGUCACAAUUUCACAUCAAAAUCAAAACAAGGUGUAAUAAUUACAGUAUCGGCCGAGCGAAGUAUUUUACCAAAAGAGAAAACAUUUAUAGAAUAUAUUGCGGCACCUAUUUUUGAUUAUUACAUGGAUUUAUUUCAAGCUGAUUAUCCAUUCAAGAAAUUGGAUAUCCUUAUGUGUUCAAUAGCUGGUGGAGGAAUGGAAAAUUGGGGUUUGAUAACAUUAAGCGAUGACUUCUUAGUUGUCAAUGAUAGUUCUACCAAUCAAAAAGUAUUGGAACCAAUAUUUACAGUGGUUUCACAUGAAAUUGUCCACCAAUGGAUUGGAAAUUUAGUUUCAAUAAAAUGGUGGGCUGAUGCUUGGCUAAAAGAAGGCUUAGCUUCAUACUUCGAAAUGUAUGCUAUGCAGGAACUAAAACCAGACUGGAAACCAUACGAUACGUUUUUGUUGACUAACGUGAAUUUUAUUCUCAGCGUCGAAAUGGUAAAAAGUAAAAAUCCAGUAAGCGUUGAAGUUUUAAGUCCAUUAGAAAUCACACAACGCUUUGAUGAUAUAAUUUAUCAAAAAGGUGCAUGUUUGUAUCGGAUGCUAAAUAACACAUUAACUGAACCAGUAUUUUUAAAUGGAAUUAGACAUUAUUUGAAAUCAAGGUCGUAUAAAACGGGCACAGAAAAUAAUUUAUGGGAAAGUUUAAAUAUUGCUGCAAAAGAUGCCAACAUAACUGUAUUUCAUGGUAUGGAUGUUCAAACAAUUAUGGAUGCAUGGAUUCAUAAACCAGGAAUACCAUUAGUAACAGUGGGUCGAAAUUAUUCUACAGGAAUUGCAACUGUGUCACAGCAAAGAUUUUUAUUAAACAAUGAAACCGAUGACACACUUUGGUACAUUCCACUUACAUACAUAACAGAUACACAAUCAUUUGAUAACCAAAAUCGUGAAUUACUGAGUAACAAAAAAUCCAUGCAAAUAUAUAAUGGCAAUUUUAAACGGGGAAAUAAUACUAAAUGGGUAUUAUUCAAUCCUUUAUUGUUAGGUUUAUAUCGUGUAAAUUACGAUUUGGAAAAUUGGAAUUUAUUAAAGAGAGCCAUUUUGAGUACACCAGAGCAAUUUCCCCCGCCUGUAAAAUAUCAACUAAUGGAUGAUUCAUUUAGUAUGGCGCAAGUAGGCUUGGUUGACUACACACUUGCAUUGAAUUUUUCCACGGCUAUGGUAAAGAAUGAAGAAGAGUAUUCACCAUGGCAUGUUUGGUAUGAAAAUAUUGAAUUUCUUGACAGAUUACUCUCUUAUAGGGUAACUUAUGGCUUAUUCCAGGAAUACAUUAUUUCAAUGGUGGGUCACAGGUAUUCAAAACCUAAAGAAAAUCCAACACCUGAGGAUGAACAUUUACAAGAUUUAUUUACCGAAUUAGCUUGCAAAUAUGAAUAUAAUCCUUGUAUUAACUGGGCCUUGCAAGAAUUUGAAAAAUUAAAAGGACUGCCAGCAAACUCCACAAAUCCAAUUGAUCCAAAUGUACGUGAAUAUGUUUAUUGUACAGCUAUUGCGCAAGGCGGAAAAUUUGAAUGGGAUUUAUUAUGGCAACGAUCACAUGUUGUUCGAAAUGAUCCACAUGAACAUAAUACGAUUUUAGUAAGCCUAACAUGUUCAACUUCAAAAUGGAUAUUGCGAAGGUAUCUUGCUUAUAUAUUUUUAGAAAAUCUUGUCACAUUGAGUUCCGUUUUAACAAUUGUGAAUAUGUAUCGAUCACGAGUUGCUAUCGAUGUAUUAUUUGAGUUUGUGGCAAGUAAUUUUGAAAAAGUUCUCGAAUUUGUAAAAGGAAAUUUAUUUUUUCUAAACAAUUUAUUAAAAGUUUUACUAUGGCAAUUAAGUACACGUGAUCAGCUGGAUCAACUCUUAGGUUUAUUUUAUAAUCACAAAAGUAUUUUACAUCCAUACGCAUUGACUGUGAAAGAGGCCAUUGAACGAACUAAAUAUUCAAUACAUUGGUCAGAAAAGUAUGCACCAGAAGUGGAACUCUGGUUACGAAAAUUUUCGAACAAAAAAUAUUAAUUAU